CGGCGGCGGCCGGGGCUGGGGCUGUCGGGGAAGCUGCUGAGCUGUGAUGGUGAUGACGAGGUGAAAAUGGCGGAUCUUUCGAAAUACAAUCCCGGCCCCUGACAUACCAGAGGCGGCGGCAGCGGCGGCGGCGUCACCCGGGCUCCCUCUUCAGCCCCGGGUCCCCGGUAGCGCUCCACUUCGGACGCCCCGGGAAGGCUAGCAUCUGGCCAGAGCUACCGUGCACGGGCAAAACAAGCACCGCCGGGCUCCGAACUGCCCGGGACCUGCGGGAGCCCCCGCCUCAGAGCCGGAGGCAGGAGAAGGCGGCUGCCGCUGGAGUGCCUGAUCAGCUUUCUCGCAGGAGAACGACCAUGGAGGUGGUGCCCGCUGAGGUGAAUAGCUUGCUUCCAGAGGAGAUAAUGGACACUGGUAUAACGUUAGUGGAUGAUGAUGGUAUUGAGGCUGUUAUUGUUUCAUCCCCAAUCCCCAUGGAGACAGAACUGGAAGAAAUGGUCAACAUAAAUUCUACUGGCGACUCUGCAGCCACGCCCAUUUCCACGGAGCCAAUCACAGUGUACAGUAACCACACUAACCAAGUGGCAGUGAAUACCACAGUUACUAAAGCAGAUUCUAAUACCACAGUGAAACCAGCUUUUCCAAGUGGCCUUCAAAAACUUGGUGCUCAGACUCCUGUGACUAUAUCUGCCAAUCAGAUUAUUUUAAACAAAGUAUCACAGACAUCUGAUCUUAAACUUGGCAAUCAGACCCUUAAACCAGAUGGACAGAAGUUAAUUUUAACAACUUUGGGCAAGUCUGGUUCACCAAUUGUUUUAGCACUACCCCAUAGCCAACUACCCCAGGCUCAGAAAGUUACAACUCAGGCCCAGUCAGGAGAUGCUAAGUUACCACCGCAGCAAAUUAAAGUAGUUACCAUUGGAGGGAGGCCAGAGGUGAAACCUGUCAUUGGUGUCUCAGCAUUGACCCCAGGAAAUCAACUGAUUAAUACUACAACUCAGCCCUCUGUGUUACAGACCCAACAGUUAAAAACAGUACAGAUUGCUAAGAAGCCUCGAACACCAACCUCUGGUCCAGUAAUCACGAAGCUGAUCUUUGCAAAACCAAUUAAUAGUAAAGCAGUUACAGGACAGACAACUCAAGUAUCACCACCAGUCAUUGCAGGUAGGGUUCUUUCACAGUCUACUCCUGGGACUCCAUCAAAGACCAUAACAAUAUCUGAAAGUGGUGUUAUUGGAUCGACUUUAAAUUCUACAACACAGACACCAAAUAAAAUAGCCAUCUCACCUUUGAAAUCGCCAAAUAAGGCAGUGAAAUCAGCUGUGCAGACCAUCACUGUUGGAGGCGUGAGCACAUCACAGUUUAAGACAAUUAUUCCUCUGGCAACUGCUCCAAAUGUCCAGCAGAUCCAAGUGCCUGGAAGCAAGUUUCAUUAUGUCCGACUUGUUACUGCCACAACAGCCAGUAGCUCAACCCAGCCAGUUAGUCAGAAUCCCAGUACAAACACUCAGCCUCUUCAGCAAGCAAAGCCCGUGGUUAGCACCACUCCAGUGCGGAUGUCAGUUCCACUUACACAGACUGUCAAACAAGUUGUUCCAAAACCAAUUAAUCCAACUUCACAAAUCGUUACUACUAGCCAGCCACAGCAACGGCUCAUCAUGCCUGCCACCCCACUGCCACAGAUCCAGCCAAACCUCACUAACCUGCCGCCAGGCACGGUGCUGGCACCGGCUCCAGGAACAGGGAAUGUGGGUUACGCAGUGCUUCCAGCUCAGUAUGUUACUCAGCUACAGCAGUCUUCAUAUGUGUCUAUAGCAAGCAGCUCUAACUUUACUGGUACAUCAGGUGUCCAGACCCAGGCAAGGCUUCCAUUCAAUGGUAUAAUCCCAUCAGAGUCUGCCAGUCGGCCCAGAAAGCCCUGUAAUUGUACAAAAUCGCUGUGUUUGAAAUUAUAUUGUGAUUGCUUUGCAAAUGGUGAAUUUUGCAACAACUGCAAUUGUACUAAUUGUUACAAUAAUUUGGAACAUGAAAAUGAAAGGCAAAAAGCAAUAAAGGCAUGCCUUGACAGAAAUCCAGAAGCUUUUAAGCCUAAAAUAGGAAAAGGAAAGGAGGGAGAAUCAGAUCGACGUCACAGCAAAGGAUGUAAUUGCAAACGCUCAGGAUGCCUUAAAAACUACUGUGAAUGCUAUGAGGCAAAAAUAAUGUGUUCCUCAAUAUGCAAAUGUAUUGGCUGUAAGAAUUUUGAAGAAAGCCCAGAAAGGAAGACAUUGAUGCACUUGGCAGAUGCAGCUGAAGUAAGGGUACAGCAACAAACAGCGGCGAAGACUAAGUUAUCCUCUCAAAUUUCAGACUUGCUUACUAGGCCAACACCAGCUUUGAGUAGCGGAGGAGGAAAAUUGCCAUUUACAUUUGUAACUAAGGAAGUAGCUGAAGCCACGUGUAAUUGCCUUCUUGCCCAAGCUGAGCAGGCAGACAAGAAGGGAAAAUCAAAGGCAGCAGCUGAACGGAUGAUACUUGAAGAAUUUGGACGAUGUUUGAUGAGCGUUAUCAACUCUGCAGGAAAAGCAAAAAGUGACCCUUGUGCUAUGAAUUGCUAACUCUUGUACAAAAGACUGAUAAAUGGAACUGUACAGAAAAUUGAAGGUGCAGGGACACUGGAUUUUCUGGAAGAUAGUUUAACAAUUAUUGUAUUGUUAAUUCAGUCCUUGUGAGACCUGAAAUUAUAAUAUUGAGAAGAAAUUUUAAAUGAGGAAAUUAGUACAUUUUAAAUCUUAGUUAAAUCUGCUUAUGCCCCUUCUAAAUUGAAUAUUUCUUUAUUGUAUUAUAUAGAUUUUUAAUUUGCUUGUGUUUCUUAAGAAUUAGAUGUUCUAUCCUCUGACUCUAUUGACAAAGAACAUUUAUAAAUUACUAUAAUUUAUAAUGUAUGGCGUUGUAUGACUUUGUUCAGUAGAAAAAGCCAAAGCAGCAUUGGUAUUUCCCAGUCAUUCUCUGGUACUAGACUAGACUAUAAGCAGAUAGAACGUCUACAUAAACAAAUUCUUAUGAAACAUAUUUCAAUGACAUUAUGUUUAGAAAAGCACUGUCUUUUUAAAGAAAAAUCGACUUUUUAGGGUGGAUUCUGGAAUAAUAUCCUAUUGUCAUUUUGGGAAUUUAAGAAGGGGAAGUAAUCCAUGGGCACGCUUUUAAAAUAAAAAAGUUAUUGUGGGUUU
Molecule: messenger RNA, 3206 nt
Organism: Myotis daubentonii (Daubenton's bat)
Lineage: Eukaryota; Metazoa; Chordata; Mammalia; Chiroptera; Vespertilionidae
Gene: LIN54
Product: lin-54 DREAM MuvB core complex component
Biological process (GO): regulation of DNA-templated transcription
Cellular component (GO): nucleus
Source: RefSeq, a predicted model, not a curated record